Messenger RNA from Closterium sp. NIES-67, 1219 nucleotides. Lineage: Eukaryota; Viridiplantae; Streptophyta; Zygnematophyceae; Desmidiales; Closteriaceae. The record is from the annotation of a GenBank genome assembly.
ACCGCCUAGCUUCGCAGCAUUCUUGUUCCUUGGGUUGUUGUCACACUCGUUUUGGUUCCUUGCUCAAUCCUCCCAUCCCCCAUGGUUCCUCUGGUUGUUUGAGAAUCCCUUCUACGAUUUCAGCAGGCGCCACGUAACGCUGCACGGGGUUGUCUAAGAAGUGCUGUAGUGUGGACCGCAUAGUCACCGCCACUUAUCGGCAGUAAUUAGUCAGCGCGUGCUAGGGCUAGGUGCAAUCUGCACGAGAGCUGUUUAUUCUUGAAACGCAUCGUUACAUAUUUCCGUCGUUCCCCGUAAGCUCGUCAAAAUGUUCGACAAUGGCGAAUCUCUGUGGUCGUUCAUUACAAUCAUAGUGUGCAUAGCGUUUACUGUACUCGCGUUCCUCUGGAUGCACUUCUGCUACUUCCCGGGCGGCUACAAACGGAGCGAGGUCAUGGACAUGGGCGAGUACGCAAUGAUAGUUGCCGCCCAGCGGCUAAACAAGCUCGAGGAUAAAUCCAAGGAAGGCCAGCCGGAAGACGCGGACGAGUUGUACUACGAGCGGAAUCCCGGCGAAAUGGACGGCGAGGGAGGCGGAGACUGGCAGAGCCAGGCGGAUGCUGACGUGGAGCAACCUGGGGAGUAUUACGAGGAGGAGGAGACGCCGCGAUACGACCCAUCGGUAACCACCCCCUCGUCGCAACCAUCAGCCGGGGAUCGCGACACCGCCAGCUACCGGGACGACCGGAGCGAUUCGACGUACGCCGCCUCAACACCGCACUCGGGCGGCUAUUACUACUGAGACGCCCGCCCGGCUGUUUUCCUGCUGCCCGCCCCAGUCUCCUCUUUCGUCGGCUAUCCAUGUUACCAGCGUCAAGGUCGUCGAGCUCGUUAGCUGCUGGUCGGAUUCGAGCUGUAACGGAGCUCCUAAACUGCAGCAAAACAGCCCUCAAUUUAACGAGCUGUUACGAGCAUCUCUCUGGGCAACUUACCUUCCCUUCCAUGUAUCUGCUACCCGGCCCAAGUCAGCUGGCAUUCAAGACACUGAAGCAGGCUUUCAGGCUCUCAACCAGUACAAUGCUUGAUAUGAUUGCUGUAAUUCUUUCUUUGAUUGUAUAACGCGACAAGUCUGCUUGUGGUUGUUUGUGGCGAGACAUUGGAGAUGGUAGUCGGGUCGGGUACUACGAACCUCAUAAGCGAGGAGUAAGGGGAUUACGACGAACCAUGGCUUUCAAUCCCA